AUGUGUAGUAGUAUCUUUGUGUCAUCAACAACAACUAUGGACAAUUACCAAGGUGAUUUAACUGACAUAAUCAGAGCUACUGGUACUGGAGCUGGAGCAUAUAGUACAAUCACUUCAUCAUCAUCUUCUGAACCUCUUUUACAACAUCAUCAUCAUCAUCAUGAUAAUCAGUGGCAUCCUCAUCCUCAACCUAUGAGUUUCUCUAAUUCCAUUCUUGAAGAUAAUAGAUCAGGAUCAACCAACAACAUCAACAUGAACAUCAACAUGAACAUGAACAUGAACAUGAACAUCUUUGGUGAUCCAUUAUUCUCAACUUUAAGAGAUCCAUUUCUACAAGAGCUUGAUCAUAUACCUUCUUCUUCCUACUUCAACAUCCCAACUAGUAGUAUAAUUGAUGUUGCAGCUUCUGGUGUUAGUGUUACUACUAAUUCAUCAUCUUCUUCUGUUUCUGCUUCUGCUUUUGUACUUGAUCAAGAUCAUCAUCAUCAACAUCAUCAUCAUGAGAUGAUGAGAUCAGGUUCAAGGCCAUGUAAAAACAUAUUCUCAAACAUGAUUCAGAUCUCUCCUAAUGCAACAAAGCUAUCAAAUUAUGAAUCUUCCUCUUCAACCAUGGCACCUUCUCCAAGACAAAUUAAACCCGUUGUUGCUGUUUCAACCAACAUCAAUAUUAAUGCUAAGGAUUCUCUUCUAGACAACUCAGGAGGAACAGUUCAGAUCUCAUCUUCAAGGAAUAAUACAGGCCUUAAACGAAGGAAAAAUCAAGCAAAAAAGGUGGUAUGUAUUCCUGCACCAGCAGCUGCAAACAGUAGACAAACUGGUGAAGUUGUUCCUUCAGAUUUGUGGGCUUGGAGAAAAUAUGGUCAGAAACCCAUUAAAGGUUCACCUUAUCCAAGGGGUUAUUAUAGAUGCAGCAGUUCAAAGGGUUGUUCGGCAAGGAAACAAGUUGAGAGAAGCAGAACAGAUCCAAACAUGUUAGUUAUAACUUACACUUCAGAACAUAAUCAUCCAUGGCCAACACAAAGAAAUGCUUUAGCAGGUUCAACAAGAUCUCAACCAUCCAAAAACAACACUUCCAUGAAAAACUCAGAAACUUCAUCUCAACCACAAAAUGACACACCAACAACAACAACAAAGCCAAAAGAAGAACAACAUCAAGAGAGUGAUGGAAAUGGAAAUGAUUCACCAGUUGUUAACAGUGUGAAGGAAGAGAGUAUGGAAGAUAUAGAGAAGUUGCAAAUUGAGAUGGAUGAAGGAGAUCGAUUCAAUGACGCACUUUCUUAUAAACCUUGUUUGAUGGAAAAUAAUCAAAGCCAUGAGGAUUUCUUUGCUGAAUUAGGUGAAAUUGAAGCUGAUCCAUUAAACCUAUUGUUUAAUCAAGGUUUUGGUGGUAAUUCAAGUAAUGAUAUUAUUCAUCAAAGAGAUCAUCAAUCCAAGAGUUUAGAUGCAUUUCAUCUCUUUGACUGGUCAGGUGACAACAACAACAACAACAAUUCCAACAACUCAUUUGAAGAACCAAAUAAAAGAAGGUUAUUAUGA
Molecule: messenger RNA, 1536 nt
Organism: Vicia faba (fava bean)
Lineage: Eukaryota; Viridiplantae; Streptophyta; Magnoliopsida; Fabales; Fabaceae
Source: the annotation of a GenBank genome assembly